Molecule: messenger RNA, 2261 nt
Organism: Hypomesus transpacificus
Lineage: Eukaryota; Metazoa; Chordata; Actinopteri; Osmeriformes; Osmeridae
Product: protein GPR108
Exons: 18
Coding region: 210-1931 (573 amino acids)
Biological process (GO): transport
Cellular component (GO): membrane; Golgi apparatus
Source: RefSeq, a predicted model, not a curated record
UUGACGUUGCUCUGGUGACGUGUACGUUCUGGUUGGACCAGGAAGUAGCUUCCAGUGAGAGUUUUAAGAAAAUAUACCGCUAGAUUCUUCGUCACUGGUUUGUCGACUUGUGGUAUAGUUUACACAGUUUUGUAUUGAUAAGCUAUCUAAAUACUUUAUCUGAUUAUUGCACUGGGUGAGACAGCUAGAUCGUCAGGUAGUUGCUAGAUAUGGCUCCGAAUCUAGGAGGCGUUUCGGUAGUUUUCGGUCCAACGUUGCUCGUGUUAUUACUGGCCUAUUGCGAGGCAAGAAUACAUCAUUUGUCUCUGAAGAACGAUAGUCGAUUUAUCAUUCACCUCAACACCUUCGGUUUCUAUACCAAUGGGACACUAGAUGUCAACCUGCGCUCUCUGCGGUUACCGAACAAACUCGUGGACUACACCAAAAACCCGGUGGGCUUCAGUCUUUCGAAGUCUCGCGUAAACGGAGUCCUGUCAUACACUGCGGAGGAGACGGCGACAUGUCCGCUAACACUCACAAAACCCACCAACGACGAGCCCCUCAUCCUCUUCAUAUUCGAUGUCGACAAUCUCAGGGUCCAUGUGAAGUCUUAUGGGGAUCAGGACAGCCUGCUGAAAGCCAGGAUGAAGCCAACAGAGACCCCUGCGACAACAGAGACUGGAGGCGCCAGGAGGAGGAGAGAGGGAAAUGUCGCUGCCCCCACCGCUCAAGGGAAGCAGGAGGUGAAACAGGAGGUGAAACAGGAGGUGAAGGAGGAGGUGAAGGAGGAGGUGAAGGAGGAGGUGAAGGAGGAGGUGAAGGAGGAGGUGAAGAAGGAGGUGAAGGAAGCUGAUACUGCCAUCCAGUUGGGGAAGAUGAAAGAAGUGAACCUCGACCUGCAGAAAACCAACGACUCCUACAGCUUCAAGUUCCGCAUGACAAUUGGCUCAUUGACCGAGGGCUUGUACAACCUCAACUUCCAUUACUGCAACAACCUGAAGCCUGGGGUAGACCUGCAGUACUCACUCCAGGUGGAAGUGACAGAGAAGAACCCAGGAGGGUACCUGUCAGCAGCAGAGAUCACUCUGCCUCGCCUCUACAUCAGCAUGGCUGCUGUCUUCUUCACCGCAGCCCUGGUCUGGGUCUACACACUGAUGAAGCACAGGUACAGUGUGUUCAAGAUCCACUGGCUGAUGGCGGCUCUGGCCUUCACCAAGGCCAUCUCCCUGGUCUUCCACAGUAUCAACUACCACUUCAUCAACACAGAGGGACACCCCAUAGAGGGCUGGGCUGUCAUGUACUACAUCACUCACCUGCUGAAAGGAGCCCUCCUCUUCAUCACUCUGGCGCUGAUUGGGACGGGCUGGGCCUUCGUCAAAUACAUUCUGUCAGACAAGGAGAAGAAGAUCUUCAUGAUUGUCAUCCCCCUGCAGGUGCUGGCCAACGUGGCCUACAUCAUCAUCGAGUCCACGGAGGAGGGCACCAGUGAGUACGGCCUCUGGAAGGAGGUGCUCUUCCUGGUCGACCUCAUCUGCUGCGGGGCCAUCCUCUUCCCUGUCGUCUGGUCCAUCCGACACCUACAAGAGGCCUCUAGCACUGAUGGGAAAGCUGCCAUGAACCUGGAAAAGCUGAAGCUCUUCAGACAUUACUACGUGAUGAUCGUGUGUUAUAUCUACUUCACCAGGAUCAUAGCCAUCCUACUGAAGGUCACCGUACCUUUCCAGUGGCAGUGGUGCUACGAGUUCCUGGUGGAGGUGUCUACGCUGGUCUUCUUUGUGCUGACAGGAUACAAGUUCCGUCCUGCUUCUAACAACCCCUACCUCCAGCUGCCCUUGGACGAGGAGGACGUGGAGAUGGACGAAGUAGUGACAGAGUCAGGGGCUCUGGAGGGCGUCUCUAAAGUCAAGAAGACCUCUAACGGCCGCGAGCGUCAGAGAGAAUCCACUUUGUGAGACUGUGUGUGUGUGUGUGUGUGUUGCUGUGGAAGAGGAGAGGAACAGAAGAAGAGGUUCCCCCAGUCUCCCCUGUCUGAACUGUGAGUGGCUGCUGCUAUGGCAACCGCUGUCUGGCUAUGCAAACAACACGGAUGUGUCGGACCUUGUCUCUGCCCUCCUCAGACUGUCAGUGGUUUGUUCCAGGAAGUGAGGGAGAGCAGACCCCCCCCCCUCUUAGACUCAGAUGGAACGGUCUUGUUCCUUUGUUUAGACCUGUUCUCUCUGUCUCUCACUCUCUCUCUAUUACUCUCUCUCUAUUACUCUCUCUUUUUCUCUCCAUUUCUAACU